This is a messenger RNA of Oryctolagus cuniculus (rabbit), 9954 nucleotides long. It is a transcript of the gene ST8SIA3, whose product is annotated as ST8 alpha-N-acetyl-neuraminide alpha-2,8-sialyltransferase 3. Lineage: Eukaryota; Metazoa; Chordata; Mammalia; Lagomorpha; Leporidae. Gene Ontology annotation, biological process: N-glycan processing; oligosaccharide metabolic process. Gene Ontology annotation, molecular function: alpha-N-acetylneuraminate alpha-2,8-sialyltransferase activity. The record is from RefSeq and is a predicted model, not a curated record.
CCGCCGCCGCGCAUCCCGCGCUCCCCGCGCGCGCGGACAGUCGCGCGCACACUCGGGCACGCGGGCCAGCCGCCGGCCGCCCCAUGGACCCAUCGGCCCGGCUGCCCUGAUCCCCGCCCAGCCCGGGAUGAGAAACUGCAAAAUGGCCCGGGUGGCCAGUGUGCUGGGGCUGGUCAUGCUCAGCGUGGCCCUGCUGAUCCUGUCGCUCAUCAGCUACGUGUCCCUGAAAAAGGAGAACAUCUUCACCACUCCCAAGUACGCCAGCCCGGGGGCGCCGCGAAUGUACAUGUUCCACGCGGGAUUCCGGUCGCAGUUUGCGCUGAAGUUCCUAGACCCGUCGUUUGUGCCCAUUACGAAUUCUCUCACCCAGGAACUCCACGAGAAACCUUCUAAGUGGACUUUUAAUCGGACAGCGUUUUUACAUCAAAGGCAAGAAAUUCUUCAGCAUGUCGAUGUAAUAAAAAAUUUUUCUUUGACCAAGAAUAGUGUUCGGAUCGGACAACUGAUGCACUAUGAUUAUUCCAGCCAUAAAUAUGUUUUCUCUAUUAGCAAUAACUUCCGCUCACUGCUUCCAGAUGUGUCACCCAUUGUGAAUAAGCAUUAUAAUAUCUGUGCUGUGGUUGGAAAUAGUGGUAUCCUGACAGGGAGCCAAUGUGGACAAGAAAUAGAUCAAUCAGAUUUUGUUUUCCGUUGCAAUUUUGCCCCUACGGAGGCUUUCCAAAGAGAUGUUGGAAGGAAAACCAACCUUACCACCUUCAACCCCAGCAUCCUGGAGAAAUAUUACAACAAUCUCUUGACCAUUCAGGACCGUAACAACUUUUUCCUCAGUUUAAAAAAGCUUGAUGGGGCCAUUCUUUGGAUCCCUGCAUUUUUCUUCCACACUUCAGCAACUGUGACCAGAACAUUAGUUGACUUUUUUGUUGAACACAGAGGUCAGUUAAAGGUCCAGUUGGCUUGGCCUGGAAAUAUAAUGCAGCAUGUCAACAGGUACUGGAAAAACAAGCAUUUGUCGCCCAAACGGCUGAGCACAGGUAUACUAAUGUACACCCUUGCGUCAGCAAUAUGUGAAGAGAUCCACUUGUAUGGAUUUUGGCCUUUUGGAUUUGACCCCAACACAAGGGAAGAUCUUCCAUACCAUUACUAUGACAAAAAAGGAACCAAAUUUACCACCAAAUGGCAGGAGUCCCACCAGCUGCCUGCUGAGUUUCAGCUGCUGUACCGAAUGCAUGGGGAAGGGCUCACCAAGCUGACUCUGUCACACUGUGCCUAAGAACUCCAAAUGGAGUGUGCCAAAUGGCUGUUAAAAAGUGCCCCAAGUCAAGUUGAAUAGUCUUCAGAAUAGAACCCUAGGGAAUGUCUCAAAGACUAGUCUGCCAUUUGAGAGGAAAUAAUUUUCUCUCUCUCUCUUUCUCUCUCUCUCUUGCACUGCUCUUUUAAGGGGCUUGGCAGAUUUAGCAAGGACAGAUGGCAUUGAAACCACAUGAUUUAAACUUGAUUGAUAAAGGGAAUGUUGCAUUUGAAAGUAUGCUGCUAAUGAAAUGGUUUAGAGUAUUUUCAUGUUUGUAUUUUGAUAAUCAACUGCCUCCCAUUUUUAUAAGGACUGGAGCUAGAGUUUUUGUAGCUCUGCUCAGACACAGUCCUCAGAAUCAGAGGCCUCUGACCAGUUGGGGCAGAUCUCAGUUUUGUUGGUGGGAUCAGACUCUUCAACAUGGAAACAUAAAAAAUUGGUUUGCAUAUCUCAUCUCUUACUUUCUAUCUCCUGUCUACCAUCUCCCUUCUCUCCCUACAGCUAUUCCACAUGCCUCCCAGCACUAUGGAGUUUAAUAAUUUGUUAGGAAUACUGUUGAAUUAGCCUUGCUUGUCUGUGUUGCAUCUGGACCUGAUGUGUUCAAGGCUCUGGGUAACUUCAAUGUUUUCAUGAUAAACCAUGAACCAUCAUAAUGGACCUUCUCAUGAUUACUUUCAUAAGAAAUGACUCUUAGGAAGUCCUCAGUAAUCCACACAGUCAUUCUGCAGCACAGUGAGCCUUCUGUGGCAGGUAGCAUGCAAGGCAGUGUACCUUUCACUCAAGAGAAUGCCUAUGGCCUGUGUGGCAUCACAUCUCUUGACAUGAGUUGACACUGUGGCAGGUAAUAGCACCACUGCCAUAUCUGUAAGGGUGCUCUACUCUUGGUCUGGUACCUGCCACAGUCCCAGCCCAAGACAGCUGGGCAUUCUCUCUAAAUAUAGAAGCACUGAGUCAGCUUAAGAGACUAGGACACAGAAAGGAAUAGGAGAUGAAUAUAUGAAUAUUCAGAAUUUAUUAUGGAAUCCUCUAUCCCUUAACAUAUUGUUACUGUGUCGCCCAUUCAGAGCUUUGAGAACCAGCAGGAUUAGAAUGAAAGAGAAGCUUGGAGGUUGACCAGGCUGGCCCCAGGUUUGAGUAGUGCCCAGGUAAAGUCCCUUUGAAUAUCACUGUGUCCACCACCACCAAUCCAGAACUCUUUGUUUUCUUCAAACUACUGUAUGAGUAGACACUCAAUAUUCCAUCAACUGAAGGCAGGUCUACAUGCCUACAAAUUAAGCAUUUCAAAAGGAGAAGUUAUUGUGCAGCGGCAAGAUUGGGUGCUAAAGCACUCUUGGAAUUUGGGAUUAUGUAGACCUGCCAUAAAGGGACUAGUUGGCCAUUCUCCUUUUUAUUAUUUCAACUGGAGAAGUAGCAAUCACAUCAUUUCCAUACCUGAGUUUUACUGAGCAGCAUUUUGUCCUUACAGUUCAAUUCAAAGUCUAGACAAGUUGAUGUUAAAUUUUAAUGUGCUUGAUUCUUCCUUCCAAAUGCCAGUCAAGCACACUUAUUUUAUGUUUGAGUGGAGCAGCUCAUUCUUUUACAGACAUCUCAUCUAGAUCACUUGUAGUGUUACAAAUGCUAUUAAAAAUAAUUGCUGUAGUUCAGGAAUCAGCUCACUGCCCCUCUUUGGGAAGGUAUAAGCAUGCCCCAAAUUAAACCAAAUACAAUGAGAAGAGAUGCAGUCCUGAUGCUCAUGUCGUGCCUGGUCCCAAAGCUGUCCUUUUCCAAAAGCUAUCUAAUCAGGACAGCUUAUGUAGAUGCAGAUAUUAGCUGCUGAGAGAGAAAUCAUUUGGGUUCAAAUGUUGUCAGUUGUGACACAUCUUCCAAUGUUAUGUGAAUAGCAGUUGUUCAAGUAGAUGGGAAGAAAUAGGAGUAGAUGUUUCAAAAUGAGAAAAACUAAAAUAGCUUGAUUACUGGAAAUAUUUAUAAGGGUAAACAGUAAAAUCAUUUUUAAAUCCAAUGGUAUGAUUUGAUGGCCAUCAAAACCACACCAUGUGUGCUACUGUCGUGAGGACAGCACCACUGUUCUUGAGCUGUGCUCUGUAAGCAUUGCUGUGAGGCUAAUAACUGAUGGAGGUAUCUAGUUGGCUGUUCCCUAGCACUUAGUUCAUUUAGUGACAACCUAGAGAUACUAAUGCCAAGAUCACAGGGAUUGAUUCUGACACUGGAGUCUUAAUCCUAGUGUACCCAUUUGUUUUUACUAAGUAGAAUUGCAAAAGAACCAAGAAGGUUAUAGAACAAAAUGCCAGAAUUUCUAAAACCAGUUAAUUUUUCCAGGGUGGAUUCUUUUAAUUUGAUCUCAUCAACACGCCGAUGUUUAUUGUUUGUUUUUUAAUUAAGUUCACCCUUAGCUUCAUCUUAUUUCUGGAGUGGGAUUUUCCAUCAAUCGCUUUAACAAAAACUCAGAAUAGUGAGGAAAUGGACUUGUCUCCAGAGAUAGAAAGGCUUGAAGAUCAGCUCAUCCCCACUUCUAGGCAGGAUUUCCUAGAGCUGACCCCAAAAGAUCUUUGUUACCAAAACACAAAAACAAACUGUGAAGAAAAUUGCAAGCCCUUCUAUAGUGGUUCAUGAACACAAUUCUCGUAAGUUCUUGCUUUACAGUCUUGAUUUGCCCCAUUGCAAAGUUUAGUUGCAGUUUGUGGGUAAAGCAUUGACCCCAGCUUUCAGCACAUAGUAGGUACUCAGUGUAUGGCAGCUUUUAAUGUUAGUUAUGCCCUGGACUGGCAGUUCUAGCAUAUAGAGAAAAAUGGCCAAUGGAUGAUCAUACCAAAAUCUUUCUCUUUUUAAAGACUGCUUCAGAGUUGGACAUUAUAUAACCAUUCUCACAACCAAAAGACUUGGUGGGUCCCAUGUGUCCUGAUUAGGGAGACAGCAGUGUAAGUAACCAGAACUGGCCAGCCCUCCUGUGCUUCCCAGGCUUGUGUAAUUAAGUGCAGUGAGCUGGACAGAAGGGACUAUUAGGGCCAUCUUUCCUGACUCAGCUACAGAUCUAUCCCCCUGGCUUUUGCACUGACUCGCUUUGCUGGUUCUAGGCUUAGCAAACUCUUUCUGUCAACCUUUUCCCUGUUUAGGAUACUCACAGCAGAAUCCAACCUCAGCUAUAGGGAUAAACUUCAUCAUAAAGCCCUCGAGGCUGUCUACAUCUGACACCAAAACCAAUCAAAUUGCAGAUGGAGGAAAAGGCAAAUAUUUGGCAACUUGAUAAUGCUAGAGCCUUGGUUGUCAUCACUUGUUCUGAGUGUCAUGUGAUCCAGGGGAAGAACCAGGUUAAAAAGUGCUGUCAGUCAUUCCUCUCACAGCCAAAAAAUUCUCCCCUGUAUUUGAUGAUUGUGAAGUCUAUGGUUCCUCCGCCUUUGUGUCUGUGUCUUAAGUGUCCUUAACCGUGUGUAUAGUGGCAUCAUGUGCCUGGCAGUGCUGAUCGUGACUGCUGUGCCAUCUGUCUGGGACCUCGAUAUCAAGCAUCUGACCAUGGGGCUACCAGCAAGAAUGCACAAAGGAAGAGGCCCCCAGACCACCUGUCACUCAUGGACAUGAGUGCCAAUUUUCUGGAGAAGCUGAGGAACAGAACAAUAUUUCUUCAGACUUCGGGCAAGGCACUGAUUAUUACACACUCUCAGAGAACAAAGCAGUGUUGCCCUGAGGCUAAAUGAGGCUGGGCCAGCACUGGAGAAUGUGAAAUGCUGGGAACUGAAGAACUUUGAAGUUCUCCUGUCCUAAUUCUUGAGUUUACAAAUGAGAAAAUGGAGAAACAGAGAGGCUCGGUGACUUUCCCAAGAUUGCAUAGGUAAUUAGUGGAGAAGUCAUGAUUCCUCAUCUAGUUCUUCUCAGCCCUGUCAGUAUCAAAUGAAGACAGGCUCAAAGGGAGAAUGAUUUGGUCUGGGAUUUACAGGACACCUAAAGUAAGUCAGACUGUAGAGGAGGAAAAAAUUCUCUCCCUCCCCCAAAAAAUUUCUCAAUGCAAAACAUUAAAGGAGAUGCUUGCCUCAAAAUACAGCCAUCCACUGAUACCUUCCGUGGCUCCAGAAGAAAAUCCAUUUGGUCAAUCAUUAUUUGAUAAAUCACAGUUUAGUUACUGAUGGCUCAGAUUGGCAGCUGAAAUCUUACACAAUAUUCAUCAUAAAACCUGGCUUCAGUGAUAUGCAUGCAUAAUUUAGAAAUUGAAGGCUGAAAAUGGUUAUGUACUUUCCUGUAUGUAUAAUUUGCAACUGGAUUAAGAAAUGCCUCCCGUAGUAUAAAUUGUUUCAACAGCAGCCUUUGAAUUAUUGCAUUUGCUAAGUUCAAUAUGCUAAGAAGAUGUACAAAUUAUGAAUGACUUUGGUGGCUCAUCAUGUGCAAAAUGACAAAUUGAGUAAUUUCUUGUGUAAUUCUGGAUCCUUUAAUCCAUUUUCCCCAUUAUUGUUUGAAUGCGCUGGACAAAACUUUCUGUUUAGCUUCUUUAACUGUCUUUGCUUCUAGAAUUGGGGCUGUGCAUAUUUGGAUGGAGAGCCCAAUGGAGCUCUGUGCUGUUGGGCUAGGCACCUUGGCCAACUGAUUAACCAGUCUGGACUCUGUGGCCCAAUUAAUCAAGGCCACAGAUGAGUUAUACCAAGAACUAGCAUGGCUAAUUGUGUCUCCCUCACACCCUGAUGGUUACAACAUUUGAAAUGGAAAACAGUUUAGAAUGUCAUUAUUGUGUUAUGCAGUAUUUCUGGAAAUGUAUUUUUAUGGUGAUGUGAUUUAUUACUGAAGAAAUGUUGUUUGAAUAGAUGUUUUUAUCCUCAGUGCAGCUCAUUCUCUUGUUGUUGAUUACAGUGAAAUCACAUGGAAGAGCCUGUUGCAGAACAAUUCACUUCAUUUAAGAUUGGUGGGGGGUUCUGGACUUGCAGAAUAACUCACCUCAUUUUAAUAUUGUAGUGGGGUUCUGAGGUUAGGCUCUGAAUUUUGCUGCUAAUCCCACAGCAAAGAAAGGUUUGAAAUGAGAAACUAUUCAAAAUAGAAUUCUUGCUUCUCACUCCAUACCAUUAACUCAUAAUAUCCUGGAAUAAGUUCAGCUUACAAAGAUUGCAAGUUGAUUCUGACCUGGCCAGCAUUUGGAAACCAUAUCAUAGCAGAGCCACACAGAUAGUUACCAUUUUUACCAAAGGAGCUGAAUGCUUCUGACUCAUCAUACCACUAGUUUCAGGUGUUCUUUGAAGUGAUCAUGAUACAUGGCAGUGUAGACACAGUCUUAGUAACUCAGCCAUCCCACUGUUUUGGCUGACUUGACCAAUCACCAAUGUGCAAUCAGUAACUGUCAAUGUAGUCGGAGUGGAUGCAAGCCUGAAUAUUAGGUGAGACACACAGUUCAAACGUACUUUAUCCAAGGCUAGCCCUUUAUCUUUCCAACUAAGAAGGGCAUUGAGAAUGGUAGGUUGAGAAAGAGGGAGUUAAACAAUUCAUUUAGAUUCACCUGGCCAGUUACUCUCAGAGCCUAACAUAUUCCUCAAGGAAUCUGAUUUCUCAACCUCCAAGUAAAGCCUCAAAUACAAAGAUCUACAGGCUAAAAGGAAAUCCAUCAAGGAAGGAAUUCAAGGGGCUUAAAUUCUAAGGCCAACACAGUAAAAUAAGGGUGAUCAGUUGUUAUUAGCCACUUUGUUCCAGCCUGUUGUAUAAGGUGCCACUGCUCUAAUGAAAUUUUGGCCAAGCCUCUAUCUGUAGCUGUGCACAUGUAAAGCCUUUAAUCGCCAGAGGUACCAAAGGGCUCCUUUGGUCUCCUUUCUGUGUGAUUCAGAAACAGUUUCAGCUUUUUGGUGUGCUGCUAAAUGUUCAACAGCUGGUUCUGCAGAACUGUAGAACUCUGAUUUGUAGCACUUAUCAAUUUCCAUGGUGUAAAUAUUCUCAUCAUAGCAAAUUUCAAGCUACUAACUGAUUGUCAACCGGCUCAGAAUUUAACUACACAUUUUCAAGAGCCAGUAUGAGUUGGCUCCAGCACAGCACUGCCCGAACUAUUUCUGAGUCCAUAAGUACCACAUAGAAGAGGUCAGCAGUGGCUUUGGAGAGACCUCCAAAUGCACCCUCUCUCCAGGGAGGCGCCUCCACCUUGUUCAGUUUUACUCACUGUUAGUAAGACUGCAUAUUAUCAAAUCCUCUAGGCUAAAGCCAUAGGGAGUUCAAAAUAUUCCCUAGCCAUGUGACUCUUAUUAAACUCUCAACAGACUCCUCAAUACCUUAGGAGUUAAUCAACCAUGGGUUUUCUGAUUCCUAAGGGAAACAUUCAUUAACUGCCAGUUGAAACCACUCAUGGCUGAUCCUUUUUGUGUGUGUAUUCCAUAGUCCAUCACCUAUUUUCCCUUUCUACUUAUUCCUCUUCCUUAUGGCACAGCACAGAAUUCACAGGCAUCCAUAAAACAGUGUGUGCAAUGGAGCAGGGAAUGAACAAGACACUCAUUCAUCUUACCUGGCCCCAUACACCUCAAGAGACUCCCUGGUUCAAAAGUCUCUAUCCAACCAGGGGACCCUCAGCAUCAUGCCCAUAGCAUAGUGCCCAGAGUUUGCAUAUGCACUCAACUGGACUUUAUUUAGUUCCUACUUGUCAAAAACCACCACCAAAAACCUCUGAGCAACUUCAGGGACUGAAUGGCAUCAUAUGAUGCCUUGCCCUUAACUAAGCUAAUGUAAAGCUGGACCCUAAAAAAGUAAUCUACAAACAUAAGGCCACUUCAGUCCUCUGGCACUGAGCAGUAGAGCAACUGCCCUUCUGAACCAAGUGUUCAGGAUUCAGAUACCCUGGUCAUCCACAAAUAAGCAUUAUUUGCAAAUUAAAAUUUUUCUGGAGGAAGUCAUUCUUAGGAGCAUUUAAUUAGAUUCUUUGGAAGGCAAUAUUGGAAAAAAUGUACACAGUGAAUGGCCAUAAGUUUUUGUUCUGCACAUAGUGAAUUACAAUCAGAUCAUGAAGGAACAAAUAUAGUUUCCUGGCUAUAAGAAAAUUCCCUACAAUAAAAUCUAUAACAACAAAAUGUCUAAAGCAUUUCUAGACUAUAAAUGUUUGAAACUGAUUUUCUAUAUUGUGUUUAAAAAGCCAGGAUAUCCUUUAUUUUCUGUUCUUAAUGGAAAUGGGGUUUUCUCUAUCUUGAGCAAGGUAUAUUUUGUUUUAAAUGAGUCAAGUACAUGUUCAGAUGAUUUUCUCUAUUCCAAACAAAUUGCAUGUAUCCUGGGGAACAAAUCUGGCACCACAGACAGAAGUCUAUAGCUACAAGCACUGGGAACUGACAGGUAGGUCCAAUUUUAUUAUGAAUAAAUUCACCGCAAAACACAGCCUUGAAGAACCAGCCACUCCCAUAACAUUUUUAGCUGGAGAGAGAGGAAAGAAAAUCAAUAGAUGAUGAGGGAGAGGUUUGGUCAGCAUACAUAGGUAGAUUAAACUCACUGAAGUACUUGCAUAAAGGAAGGGGAGGAUUCCUUCUAAAACCUAGAAUCUGGGCCAUUUUGCAAGACUGAGAACAACUGGAGUCCCUGUUAGAAAUGCUCUUUAACAACAUUUCAAGAUCCAGAUCUGAGCCCAUGCUAUGCAGAAAAGGCAGACUUACGACCAAGAGAGAUUUAUUGCUGGGCUAAGACCCAAUCACCAAGCAACAGAAAUCAGCAAUGAAGUCCUCCCAGGACACAGAACUAACCUACUGGAAAAUCACAAUGCAUAAGGCACAACCAUUUACUCACAUAGAGUGGUCACCUAAGUCCACAGCAGAACUUCACAGACCCAGACAUUAUCUCAGGUGCAGAUCAGCACCUUCAGUGUUGAGAAGCGAUAACUGACUUGAGGGAGUCCAGGGACUUCUCUGUCCAGCCAGCUAACUAGAAUCAGAGUGUAGGUCUCCCAACCACUGAUUGUACUAUACCACACCAUGCUGCCUCUGUUCUUUAGGUGGAAAAUGACAAUCCAUUGUGAAAGCAUAAAUUAGAAGUCAAGACAAAAGAAUGUUUAUGAUAUCUUCUCUCACUUAGCCUCCUUUGGUUUCAUCAUUUCAUGUUAGCAUUAUUUUAAAGAAUGUUCCAUCAUCAUAGAAUGAGGAACAAAGCUCUUUAUAAAGUAAUGAUGAAACCAAAAGGUCCAAAGGCGAGGGAACAGUGAAUGUAAGUUACUAAAGAAACGAGCAAGAAGCAUGUGUCAGGGAAAAUCAGUGCUUCUUAUAGUGUACUACUGUGGCACCCUCCCCAUGCUCAUGUAAUGUAUUUGCUCUGGAAAUGUCAUUUUAUGCUAGGACAUUGGUAUUGAAGGCUUCACUCUUUCCCAAAUACAUCACUCUUUGGAAGAAGCCAGGCCCUUAGGAAUCAGACUCACCUCCUGUGAGAGGCAGCCUCACCUGCCGUUGGAAACAAGCUGCCAGACUCUGAGGGCCAACGAGAUGGGGAGGAAAGAAGCCAGCACUGCUGGACUGAGGAACAUGUAAAUAUCUUCUGCCUUCUUGGUGAGCAAGGACGAUCAUCUUUUCAUAGAGGUAAUUGUGUGUAUAUUGUGAUUGUAGUUUGUGAAGAAAAUGCAAUGGUUUGCUUUGACAGCUCCCAAAUGUACCUGUUAAGUGUGAAUGUGCCUGCCUCAUUGCCUCACGUGCCAAACACAGUACUGAAUGCGUUCUUUUUAAAUAAACUGUUUUAUUGUGCAUUGGAAAGCA